Molecule: messenger RNA, 6390 nt
Organism: Lymnaea stagnalis (great pond snail)
Lineage: Eukaryota; Metazoa; Mollusca; Gastropoda; Lymnaeidae
Source: the annotation of a GenBank genome assembly
UCUGUUGUAUAACUUGUAAUUAUUACGAAAUAUAAGUUUUAACCUUUCUCGAGUUCUCCUGUGUACAUUAGCAAACAGUUAAAGAAUAUGGGUCCCAGUGGUCGACUAUUUGGAAUCUCCUUAUUAGAAGUUCGUUUCUGUUUAAAAAACCACCAGGUUUCUUCGAGGGUAUUUUGUAGGUAAAUAACUAGAACAAUGGUAGUAAGAUAGCAACGACCGCCAAUUGACAAUUGCAUUGCCAUUGCAAUAUAAUGAAGUUAAAAAUAAAAAGUGUAAUCUUAAACUUAAAGUUUCGUACUGUAGCCUGUAGCGCUAACGGAGUGGAAGAACGGCAAUCCUUGUCUUGGCCUUAGUUUAGGUUUUUGGAAUCCUACACAAUUUGUAGUAAACACAACAUUUCCACUUAAUUUUUUCCCAUCCAGGGUACACAGUGUUACAUACUGUUACAUUUACAUAGUUAUACAGUAACUGACUUUACUGACACACAUUUAAUAUUAGAAUACAGUUUUCUGGUCCUGGUUUAUAACAAUUUGUUACUUGCUGAAAUGUAAAUUAAAAUAGACUAUAUUUACUAUAUUAUAAAUUAUACAAUAAAAAAAAACCUAGUAAUUAAGUAGGGGUAAUAAGGGGAGAGACUGCAAUCAGGUUAGUACAAAAUAAAAUGAGUAAAACAAAGUAAAACAAAUAAAAAUAAGAAACAGCACUUAGCUGGUAAGUUGUGUCUGUGGGCCAACAAUAGAAGUUCUAGUGUGAUACUACACAGAUACUACUUACCAGCUAAGUGCUAUUUCUUAUUUUUAUUUGUAUACCGUUUUUUCUGUUGUUUUGUUUGCUGACGAAGGCUUUCUGCCGACACGUUCGCUGUUUUGUUGCGUUUAUUUUUUCAGGUUUAACCCUACUUUGUUUUACUCAUUUUAUUUAGUAAUUAAGUAAAAGUAAUAUAAUUUUUUAUUAAGCUCAAUUCAGUAUCUCUUAGUAUUACACAAGUUCUUAAACCUGAUUCUGAUCGCUUUUUGUAUUAUUAAAUUUUAAAUUAAAGCAAAGUGAUCUUUACCACGUUUUAUUGAAAAUAAGGCUUUUAAAAAACGUACAUUUUUGGAAACGAAAACAUUAAACUAGAUUUUGCCGUAUUAUAAUUAACAAAAUAGUUGAUACUGAUCACUGAUACUGAUACCUAUACCCAUUAAUUCCAUGAUUGAAAUUGUAAAUCAAACUCUGAGACAAUAAAAAAAUUAACCAAAGCAACCAUAAAAAGCCACUCUUGUAUACAGGUAGUCCAAUUCAGUUUAUAUUGAGCAAAAACAUCGGGCGUACAAGGCCCUCCAUGAUGACCCCAUAUCAACAGCAAAGACAACUGCACUGAGGAGCAUCCGCAGCAAGGUCCAGUUGCAACUGCGCCAGAUGCAAGACUCCUGGCUGAGUGCGAAAGAUGAUGAAAUUCAGGACUUUUGCAGACAAGAAAGACAUGAAAAACUUCUACAGUGGCCUGAGAGAAAUCUAUGGAGUUACCACCUCAGGCUCUUCCCCUCUCCUUAGUGCAGACGGUUCUACACUCAUCACAGACAAGGAGAAAAUCUUGGAAAGAUGGGCGGAACACUAUGAUAGUGUGCUCAAUACACCUUCCAUCAUUAAUGAUGAGGCUAUUGAAAGACUGCCCCAGGUCCAAAAGAACAAGUCACUGGAUGCUGUCCCAACUUUGGUCGAGAUACAGACAGCUAUCCGCCAAAUGACCAAUGGCAAAGUACCUGGCUCCCACAUGAUUCCUGCUGAAAUCUACAAAGAGGGUAGACCAGCGCUGACGGAUAAGCUAUUGUGUCUAUUCCAGAUCAUCUGGCAGACUGAAACUGUACCACAAGGCCUCAAAGAUCCACCUGUAAAAACACAAAGGAAACCUACAGGCCUGCGACAAUCACAGCGGAAUUUCACUGCCGUCCAUUGCAGGCAAGAUCUUGACCCGAGCCCUUCUGAACCGCCUGAAUGCACAUCUGUAGCUAGGUCUCCUACCCGAAAGUCAUUGUGGUUUUCACAAAGGGCGCGGAGCUAUCAAUAUGAUGUUUGCUGCCAGGCACCUUCAAGAGAAAUGUCAGGAGCAAAAUGCAGACCUAUAUUCCACAUUUAUCGACAUGAAUAAGGCUUUUCAUAGGGUCAAUAGAGGUGGCCUGUGGAAAAUCAUGAAAAAGUACGGAUGCCCAGACAAGUUCACCAACAUCAUCCGUUCACCAACAUCAGCUACACGAUGGCAUGAUGGCCAGAGUGCAGGACAACGGCCAGUCAUCUUAAGCAUUCUCUGUCACAAAUGGUGUGAAGCAGAGCUGUGUCCUGGCUCCCACACUCUUCAGUAUUAUGUAUUCUGCAACGCUGUCUGAUGCAUUCAAGGACUCCACCACGGGCUUGCCAAUUCGGUUUCGCACCAAUGGAUCAGUCUUCAAGUCAACCUUAGGAGGCUUCAAGCUAAAACUGCAUCAGGGUGGUGAAGAUACUAGGUAGGUUCGCUCUAGCAAGGACCUCUGUGUCAGGAAUUUUGUCUAGCCACCUGAUGCCGAGGAAUUUCCUGAGGCAGGUUGUGUGAAAAUGGUUCAGUUUCUUGGCGUGACGCUGGUAGACUGUCCACAUUUCACAUCUGUAGAGCAAUGUCGAGAGGACUGCUGGGCUAUAGACCUUGAUCUUCGUUUCUCGUCUGAUACCUCUCCUGUCCCAAACAGUGCUGAGGAGCUUGCCAAAUAUGGCACUAGCUUUUGCGAGUCUGGCAUUCAAUUCAUCAUCCAUGACGACAAAUCUGGAGAGGGUGCUGCCCAAGUAAGUAAAUUUAUCCACCGCAUUAAGACGCUCUCCGUUGAUGACGAUGUUGGGUUCAAACGAAGGGCUUACUGGGAGCUAGCUAAUACAUCACUUCAGUCUUCUUUGUGUUGAUUGUGAGACCAAAGUUAUUGCAGGCCUCAGGAAAGACAUCAACCCUGUGUUGCAUGACAGCUUCUGAGGCAGCGUUGAGGACACAAUCAUCCGCAAACAGAAGCUCGUUGAUGGUGUUAUGUUUGACCUUAGUUUUAGCUUGAAGCCUCCUAAGGUUGACUUGAAGACUGAUCCAUUGGCGCGAAACCGAAUUGGCAAGCCCGUGGUGGAGUCCUUGAACGCAUCAGACAGUGUUGCAGAAUACAUAAUACUGAAGAGUGUGGGACACGUUGGAUGGGACACAUAGCCCGUAUGGAAGACCACCGGCUCCCAAAAUAGAUAUUCUCUUCGGAGAACUCACAAUAGGCAAGCACUCCCAAGGAGGUCAAAAAAGUGUUACAAAGACUCACUGAAAGCGGCACUAAAGGCCUUCAGCAUCAACCCUACUAAAUGGGUGCAGACAGCCCAGGACAGAACCAGGUGGAGAACAGCUGUCAAGAAGGGGGAUUAAAUCUCAUGAAGCCAGUAGGAUAACCACAGCUGAGACACGCAGGCUAGCCCGAAAGAGCAACAUUAGAUCACCGACUGCAGUAACUAUCCCCUGCCCAUGGUGCCAGUAUUAUUCUGAGCAUGGAUCGGACUAGCAAGCCACCUACAAGCUCACCGUAACCCACACUCCCCCCAACCAGAUGGCUCGAUGGUCCUAGUCGAUUUUGACGAAGAACAACAUAUUUUUUAUUGAAUAAUUUUAUCCUGGUAUGAGAGUUACUAUUAUCUUUACCCCGGAUAAGCUAAACCCCGGAAAUGAGAAACCCCAGCGGUGAUCGGCAAUGACUUAAUUGAGUCAAUAGCAAUUAGCGAUCAAAUAAUAUAUAACACCGGUAAUUUUAAUACAAUAAUUAUAAUAUAGGAUAUAAUAAUAGUAAUAAUAUAAACAUAAAGGCUAGUAUUAGUAUGUAUAGUAUAAUAGUACAGUUUGAUUUUAGGGCUUAUUCAAAUUAGUCUAUAUGUAGGUAUUGGUACUUGGUGGAUAUUAUGCUAUAUUAUAGUAUAUUUUAAUUUGGCGUUAAUUAAAUUUAUAAAUUAUUAUUAAGAAAUUCAGCUCUUCAGACUUGUUUAAAACCGGUACAACAUUGAUUUGAUUAUUACCGCCAAUGUGCCACAUUUUUUAUGAAAUGCAAUUUCCUAUGGUAAUAAUUAAUUUAUAUACUGGCCAAACUUCCUCAAACAUAGGAAACUUGAUCUUUCUAGAAUAUUUCAGCAACUAAGUAUAACGCGUAAUGGAGGUGCAAGCAUCGUAUUUCAAAUUGGAAAUAGCUUAGACAAAAAUAAUAUACUGUACAUAAUAAGAGCAAUGUCAGGAAACUAUUCUUGUUAAAAGAAUGAAGCAAUUUUUUUUUUUUUUUUCAAUGGUGAACAUAAUGAAAAUUUACAUACAUUUUUAAGAGUCAUGAGUAAAAAAAAAAAUGAUGGGAAACACUGCUCUAAAGGUACCACUAAUGUUACUUUAAAUAAAACAUCUAUACAAUAGUUACUUUCAGUCAGUGGUCAUGCAUGAAAACCAAGGUACAGUGGUACUAAGUACUCUUUAAUUUGUAUUACCGGGUACUUAAAUCUUUUAAAUUUAUAUAAAUACGGGUACCUGUAGUAAUUAUGCAUGUGUUUUGUUACAGUACCAGUACCUUUUAUUUUACUGUACGGGUACAUUUAUUAAUUAUUAACCAAUUUUUGUUAAAUUUUAAAUAUUUUUUUACCUAUUUUAUUACAAGUACUUAAUAAUUUUAUUUUCAGAUAUUUUACACCAAGCCAUGCAAUCCACACCACAACCAUUUGUUUGAAGCAAACAAAGAAAAAUGAAAUAAGUUCAGAGCCUUACAAAUUUACAAUCAGUGCUGCCAACAUCCCUACUCUACCCAAGUCUGGGCCCAUAAAUAAAUACCAGCCAUAUAUUGUCACAGUUAGUUUGGCCAUAUUCAUGAUAUAUUUUUUUUUCCUUAGAGAAGAAAAUGAUAUUGACCAACAGUUGAAUACAUCUUUAUUUCGUCGUGUUCCGAAUUUGGAAGAGCCUCACUUGCGACAAGCUAUACCUCAAAUGAGAGAUAGUGGAAUGGACACAACAGAAGCAGAGAUAAGAUUAAGAGACAUUGUAGCUAAAAGACAAGAGCAAGAAAAGAAGCAUUAAUAAUAUCAUAAUUGCUCUACAUUCUUUGUCCUCAAAUAGAAUUGUUUGUGUGGUUUAACUGCAGUUAUUCCAGUACACCGUAUCUUUAUGUGAAUUAUUAGUUUUAUUAGCAGCAGUUUAAUUUACUGGUACUAGUACUAAAAAUUCUUAAGCGAUACAGGUAAUACUGUGUUAUAAUUUACUUAAUUAUUAAUUAAAAAUUAGAUUAAAGAGACCAGGGUUUGUUCAUUUAAGUCGUCAGCAAAAAAAAAAACCCCUAGUGCAUACUGAUAAUACAUAUAUACUCUUGCUUCUAGCUUUUUGGAAACUACUUAAAACAAAAAAAAAAGUGGUAGUGCCUUUGUAAAAUUAAAAUGGAACUAAAUAAUCUUAAUUGUAGUUUUGCAUUGAUUUUGUUUCAUGAAAUUUGCAAUCACUUCAUUAUACUUCUGGUUCUGGUAGGGUACGUUGCUGAAUCAAUGUACUGGCAUAUGUGCAACGGUUGGGGAAGCGAUGCUGCUAUCCUAAUGGCUCCUAGCGAAUGCCGGGGCAGCCUUGAAGCUCUCAAUUGAUGUCGAGUCCAUGGCAGCAUUGUACAGGUGGUUCCAAGCGAUUAUUGUGCAUGGGAAGAAUGAUUGUUUAUAUUGCACUGUGUUACACCACGGCACAGUGAAGCAUUUGCUAUUGUUCCAGAUGUAAUUGCUUAUGGGGUUGUUAGAGGUGAAGUCAGUGUUUAAUGAGCGUUUGGCUCUGAUUAAGCGACCUGGCUUCUGUGGGGUGAGAUAAGUGUUUGCUGGGAUGGCCGGCACUAGCCACAUGACCACUAGGCGGAGCUUUUCUCGUCUGUCUUUGAGGGAGGGGAUGUCAACUUCAUGGGUUAAUGAUAAUUUACAUUUUUUCUACUUUUUAGUGUUUAAUUUAUGACAAGAAUUGCUAAUUAACAACUUAUUUUGUAAAAUGUUGAAUCAGACAGAAUUAUUACCCACAUGAUUAUUCUAAUUCUAACCCUACCCCAUUGGGUUUUAUGUCUGUACAGGGUACUGCAAAUUAACAGUUUAGUAAUUAUUCCUUAUUAUUGACAUGUAUAUUUGUAUUGAUAAUUACCCACCCUUACUUUGUAUUGAUCAAUUGAUGUGACCAGUGUUAAUGAAUUAAUGUACCGGUACUGUAAAUCAUUAGAAGAAUUUUAUUAAUUUACUUAAGUUACUUCAUGUUUGAAAAAUUGAAAUAAAACAGUUUCUAAGCUUUAUUUGUACUGGCACAUAUUUGUCCUGUAGUAUUUUAAGAAAUGUACCAGUACCAUACUAAAACUUUUAAUCACAAAUUUAUGUGACCACUCC